Molecule: messenger RNA, 1119 nt
Organism: Mycena indigotica
Lineage: Eukaryota; Fungi; Basidiomycota; Agaricomycetes; Agaricales; Mycenaceae
Exons: 2
Coding region: 13-1119 (368 amino acids)
Source: RefSeq, a predicted model, not a curated record
CUAACUGCUCCUAUGCCGCUACCAAUUUUCGUCCCUGUGCUGGAGCUCCCCACUGACUUUCUCCAACUACGCGUUCCCUCUUCUUCUGUUCGUCUCUACUCGCCCUAUACCCCCAACGAGGAUGAUGCAACUAACCCCGCAACGAAGCCUCCAGCCGGCGAGUCCAUCUGUUUGUUGCAUGGGCGGUUGGAUGACUUCCUCCAUUACGCUCGAGGCGAAGCCUCGGACUGGCUACUGCAGCGAGCCCAUGACAUCUGCGAUCCCUCCCUCAAGCGAGGCUCCCUUGUCGUCUGGAAGCGCCAUGAGCAGAUUUGGGCCCCGGUUUCGCAGUCAGAGCAGUUGAUCGCUUCAACAUACGUGUAUACCUGGCCGGCGGAAAUGCCGACCACGUUGACGAAGAUCAGCCACCGCGAGAACAGGUCCGUGACAUCCAGAGGCGGGGACGGGCCCGCGAUGCGAAAUAGUGUCGCAACGCGUGAUGGGGGCCGUUGCUGGAUUUCGAAAGUCUCCCCCAGUGACAAUCGCCACAUAUGCCCCAAACGCAUGGGCGACCAUCUCGCGCGGCAGAUCUACGAGGAUUUCACCGGGCAGACCCCUCCUCCAACUCUCCGCGUAACCGACAGUGCUUUCGGACUGAGUCUAUCCCCCGUCCUGGGCCCCUAUUUUGACAACUAUGAGCUUGGUUUGCAUUCCAUCGGCAACAAUCAAUACGAGGCUCACAGCUUCACGACCGUGGAUGAGCAGUGGGUCAAGACUGUUUAUGGCACCUUGCCCAAAGGUCAGGUACAGAACGAGCCGCUUCUCCACGGUCAUUUUGUGGUCCCUCAGAAUACCAAUGCCACGGGCCUCCCCCCUCCCGGCCUCUUCCGCUGGCAUUACCUGCAGUGUGUCAUCAAGAAGUUCGGCCACGACGACUACAAAAAGAUGACCAACAUCGCGUACCCUGAACUGCCGAUCAAGAUAGUCAACGAGGACGACUCUGAUGACGAGGAGACCGACAGUGACCUGGAGUGGCCGUCAAAGUGUUGGGAUGUUCACAGAUUAAAGGCGGCCGAGCAGACUGAAGCUGCAGAGCGCCAUCGUGGAAUUGCGCAAUGGGCUGACUCGGCAGCUGGUUAG